Haliotis rufescens (red abalone) is the source of this 2665-nucleotide messenger RNA. RefSeq names its product UDP-glucuronic acid decarboxylase 1-like. Gene Ontology annotation, biological process: D-xylose metabolic process. Bases 152 to 1390 code for a protein of 412 amino acids. Lineage: Eukaryota; Metazoa; Mollusca; Gastropoda; Lepetellida; Haliotidae. The record is from RefSeq and is a predicted model, not a curated record. Gene Ontology annotation, cellular component: cytoplasm. Gene Ontology annotation, molecular function: NAD+ binding; UDP-glucuronate decarboxylase activity. The transcript is spliced from 13 exons.
UCUAGGGUCAAAUCGGAUUUGCAGGUGUUCCCAAUCUACUGGAUGAUAGUAUGUGUUGAUAAGAUUUUCAUCGACGAACGGCUGCAUUUGGUGUGACUGUCGACUGCUGGUCGCAUAAACGAAAACAUGUAACGAUGUGAAGAGACGUACGAUGUUUGAGCUAAACAACGGGCAGAUGAGACUACCUACGAAGAAAAUGCGACAACUUGUGAUCAUUAUUCUUGUUAUUAUUAUCGUUGCGGUUGUGUAUGGCAGUCUGCCCGGCAUCGAUGAUAGACACAAGAGAAGUUCGGACAGAUACAUAGAAAAUGAACUUCACAUGCUUGAAACUAAAAUCCGAGAUCUUGAAAAAGGGCCUCAGAAGUGGAAGAAGACCUAUCCUGAGGUGAAGUUCUUGACCUAUAAAGACAGGAAGAGGAUUUUGAUCACAGGCGGUGCUGGCUUUGUGGGGUCUCACCUUGUUGACCAGCUGAUGCUCCAAGGUCAUGAAGUUACUGUUGUUGACAACUUUUUCACUGGCAGAAAGCGGAAUGUUGAACACUGGAUGGGACACGAAAACUUUGAACUGCUUCACCACGACAUCGUCAACCCCCUGUACAUUGAAGCGGAUCAGAUCUUCCACCUGGCCUCACCAGCAUCCCCUCCCAACUACAUGUACAACCCCAUCAAGACCAUCAAGACCAACACUAUUGGCACCAUCAACAUGCUGGGUCUGGCAAAGAGAGUGCGAGCCCGACUUCUUCUUGCAUCCACAUCCGAGGUGUAUGGAGACCCCGAGGUGCACCCCCAGACGGAGGACUACUGGGGCCACGUGAACCCCAUCGGUCCCAGGGCAUGCUAUGACGAGGGCAAGAGAGUUGCUGAGACCACGUGUUAUGCUUAUGCUAAACAGGAUGGUGUGGAAGUGAGAGUAGCUCGAAUAUUCAACACAUUCGGUCCCCGUAUGCACAUGAACGAUGGGAGGGUGGUCAGCAACUUUAUACUGCAGGCUUUACAGAAUGAAUCCUUGACUGUGUAUGGGCAGGGUACCCAGACGCGGUCAUUCCAGUAUGUGUCCGAUCUCGUGGACGGCCUCAUCGCCCUCAUGAACAGCAACUACUCCCUCCCCUGCAACCUCGGUAACGCAGAGGAACACACCAUCAUGGACUUUGCGAAAAUCAUCAAGUCCCUCGUCAAAUCCAGCACGAGUAAGAUUGUUACGAAACCAGCAAUGCAGGACGAUCCAAAGCGCCGCCGCCCGGACAUAACACGAGCCCGGAAAUAUCUCAACUGGCAGCCUGUGGUGCCAAUGAUGGUUGGAAUAAACAAGACAAUCCAGUACUUUCAAAAUGAGCUCCGACGAUCUCGCCACAGUGAAAGAAAUUUUCAUCCACCCGAGAAGCUCUUGUAGAAACCAAAUCAGCCUGCAAUAAGGACUUAAAGCAUCACAACUUGAAAAAAAACACAACUCAAUUUAAGGCUAAUAGGGAAUCAGAGAUUUAUCUGAGCAUAUCAGUGAUUUGAGACGCAAAAUGUUCAUAAUUUGUUUAUGUCCUGAAAUAGAAUAUGGCAUUACGGCCCAACGGCCACAGGUGCCCGACCUCCCUGAGCAGCUUGACAGCUGGUUUCUAAUCACUGAUCUGCCCUGAUUAUGAUCCUUCGAUCCAAUAACGCAUAUAUAUGUGAGCUGUUUUCAUUCUGUGUUAUGGAUAUCGAAGAUAAGAAGCAAUUUUCACUCUGUCAUAGCAGGUGAAGUAUACAGUGUACAGAAUACUCAAGAUUCCUGUAAAUUUAUAAUAGCGCAUAUUCCCAGUUUUAUUCAUUUCAGUGAAGAUUUUAACUAUAUAUACUUGUACAAAAGAUUGCUAACCAGCUGACAGUGCUUUUCAUUUUUAGAAACUAAUCAACAUUAAGUCAACUUUAACCAAUAUGAAAGCCAUAUAGUCCUUUCAUUAAAUGACAAUCAGUUUCAAGUUGUUGAUGCACAUUUGGGCACAGUCCCUUUGGUUCACAAAUAUAUCAGGCCCACCAAAGAAAAAAACUAACGUCUUCAAAAACAGAAAUGUGUAUCUCAUUUGAUUAUUUUGCCACUAAAAUAUCAGCAAGCAGCAGCAGAUUUUGCACACGUUUUGCUUGGUUCAUUACGAGUUGACUGUCCACUUUGAAAAUGACGAGUGAGCAGCCCAUUGAUUGUGUUAUGUCAAGUCUGGUUUUUAACACGUUACUUUUCUUCUUUGGUAGGCCUGUUCAUAGUGAAUAUCCAAUGUCUAUUUCUCAAGUGGUUGACAUAGAGGGGGCUCAGAUUUAUUCCCUAUAACCAUUCCAUUACUUCAGCUGAAUAGUAGUUUAAGGCACUUCAGUCACUGUACAGAGUUGUGUCCCUUAGAUGUGCAAGGAUCUGCUGAAAGUUGGUUACCGUUUAAGUUUUGCCACAAUUCUGUUCCUCACUCUGCACGUGUUGGUGGAUUUCAUCAAAGUGUUAAAUGUCAUUGAUCUGCCUCACUUUGACCUGUCCCCCUUGUGUUAGGUAACAGUAACUUGACACACCUUGACAUGGCUGUAAUACUGACCCGUGAAGAUCCAGCGUAGAACAGGUCUUCAGCAACCCUUGCUUGCCGUAAAAGGCAACUAUGCUUGUCGUAAGAGGCGACUAACAGGAUCAGGUAGUCAGGCUCACUGACUUGGU